AUGCAAGGCCCUCCGCGCCGCUACUCCGUCCUGUACGGCGAGAUUGUAGAGAAUCCAGAGCUUGCGAAGUUCCGGAGAAACCUGGGCCUGUGGGCUUGGAUGCUGUACAACGAAACGGGGGAAAUCGAUAAGUUACGCCGAGAAUGUGAUGACCUUAUCGAGACCAUUGGCGCGGAGACUUCUGGCUGGACCGUCCGCACACUCCUGGAUUAUCACCAGGCCUACGACUUGGAUGACCACCCAGUCUUGAGAUCCAAGAUUGACGCUCUAAAGAUCUCGGUCCGGCAAUACAGCAAAGAUCUCUGUCUUGCAACCCAUGUUGCCAACUUACCUCACCAGUCCGACGUCUAUGCUCGACAUUUCGCUGCUCGAAAGAGUUUGUUCGAGGAUGGUCUGUUUGGACCAACCAAGGAAGAGGCGGCCAUGUAUACCCAGGUUCCGUCGCAUGCCGAUGCAUGUUCUUUUAAGGACGGCGACCUAGAUGAGCAAGACAUGUUGACUGCUUUCGUGAUUCGGCACCUCGAAUCAGUCAAUACGUACGUGACGCGGUUCAUCACUCGCGUCCGAAGACAACGAUCUCUUGAGGAUGGCGUUGCAUCCCAGCGAUACCUUGAGCUGGACAAGAUACAAAUGGUCGCCAACAUACUCACCGGAAUAUAUGUACCAGUAUUCCUAGCAAUAUGCUUGGGUAUUCUGAGCUGCAUCGAAUCUGAGAAAAACCGUAUUGUUGUGCUCGGUGUGCUUGGUAUUCUGCUUGCGCUCCUCAUGGUCGUGUGCGUCCCGGUGCCGAAACGUAACGACAUGUUCGCAAUUAUGGCGGCCUUCUUCGCUGUGGGUGGUAUCUUCAUAGGAGCGAAGCGUGAGAGCGAUUGA
Molecule: messenger RNA, 873 nt
Organism: Alternaria metachromatica
Lineage: Eukaryota; Fungi; Ascomycota; Dothideomycetes; Pleosporales; Pleosporaceae
Exons: 2
Coding region: 1-873 (290 amino acids)
Source: RefSeq, a predicted model, not a curated record